This is a messenger RNA of Juglans microcarpa x Juglans regia, 2623 nucleotides long. RefSeq names its product pentatricopeptide repeat-containing protein At5g50280, chloroplastic. Gene Ontology annotation, molecular function: protein binding. The transcript has 3 exons. Lineage: Eukaryota; Viridiplantae; Streptophyta; Magnoliopsida; Fagales; Juglandaceae. The coding region runs from base 181 to 2361 and encodes 726 amino acids. The record is from RefSeq and is a predicted model, not a curated record.
CCAAAAAUAUAAUAAUUAUCGCACUCGCAAUAGUAGUCUCGCAUCGGCCAGAUGCGAGCUGCUUAUUUCCAUGUUUAGUGAACGGGCUUAUGAUUAUCCUCGGGAGAAUGAAGGAAACAAGGAACUCUUUUGUAAUGGCGAAAGCUUGGUACUGAAGUGGCUGGAAACCUAUCCAAAACCAUGUCUUUCACACGCCAACACCCCACUCAUCCAUUUCCUUUCAUUCACUCCCACCAUCCGUACCACCACUCUCCUAAACCUUUCAUUUCACUGCUCUGCAAAACCCCAAAGCGCUUCUCUCUGUUUGCAACUCCACCCACUUCCGCCACCUCUCACUCCUCAGACCUCAUUUUUCUCCCUUUUCUCCAAGAUGAAAAAUUACAGCAAGAAGAAGAUGACGUAGAAUCACCAGAUGAUGUAGAAGAAGAAGAAGAAGAGGAGGAGGAGGAGGAGGAGGAGGACCCAGAAGACCCAAUGAUGAGGUUCUUCAAGUCUCGCACUGCAGAUUCAAUUAAAGACCCUCAGCCCGAAGGUAAACUUUCCCUCCAAAAGAAUCGCCGAUCUUCUUGGCACCUUUCCGUCGGAAUCGAAUCAGUAGAGGAACCCGAAAUCGAAUUCGAUGCUGAAAAAACUGUCAUUGAAGAAAAAGAACAAAUAGAUUCUGCGAGCUCGGGUUCGAGCGUAUUGCCCGAGGGCGUUGUGGGUGAGAUUUUUCAAAUUGCGAGGGACUUACCGGAGAAUACGACUAUGGGAGAGGUAUUGGGGGGUUUUGAAGAAAGGGUUGGUGAGAAAGAGUGUGUGGAGGUGUUGGGUCUAAUGGGUGAGGAAGGUCUUCUAAGGGGCUGCUUGUAUUUCUAUGAAUGGAUGAGUUUGCAGGAACCAUCGCUUGUUUCGCCUCGGGCAUGUUCCAUUUUGUUUCCGCUGAUGGGGAGAGCUGGGAUGGGCGAUGAGCUGAUGGUCUUGUUUAGGAACUUACCAUCUAAGAAGGAAUUCAGGGAUGUUCAUGUUUAUAAUGCAGCAAUUUCAGGGCUUUUGUGCAGUCGAAGGUACGAUGAUGCUUGGAAGGUGUAUGAGACAAUGGAAACAAAUAAUGUGCAUCCGGAUGAUGUGACAGGUUCUAUUAUGAUAACGAUCAUGAGAAAAAGUGGCCGUAGUGCAAAAGAUGCGUGGGAGUUCUUUGAGAGAUUGAACAGAAAAGGGGUCAAAUGGAGUAUAGAGGUUUUAGGAGCUCUAGUUAAAUCAUUCUGUGAUGAGGGCCUAAAGAAACAAGCCCUUAUCAUCCAAGCUGAAAUGGAGAGGAAAGGGAUUUCCCCAAAUACCAUAGUGUAUAACACAUUAAUUGAUGCUUUUGGUAAAUCCAAUCAAAUUGAAGAAGCUGAAGGUCUUUUUGCUGAGAUGAAAGUGAAAGGGCUAAAACCCACAUCUGUCACAUAUAACACUCUAAUGAAUGCAUACAGCAGAAGAAUGCAGCCUGAGAUCAUCGAGAAACUCCUGAUUGAAAUGCAGGAUACGGGCUUGAAGCCAAAUGCCAAAUCAUAUACAUGCCUCAUUAGUGCAUAUGGGAGGCAGAAGAAGAUGAGUGACAUGGCUGCAGAUGCAUUUUUGAGGAUGAAGAAAGUUGGCAUAAAACCUACUUCACAUUCUUAUACAGCUCUUAUCCAUGCUUAUUCGAUCAGUGGCUGGCAUCAGAAAGCUUAUACUGCAUUUGAAAACAUGCAAAGGGAAGGGACAAAACCCUCAAUAGAAACAUAUACGGCUUUGCUGGAUGCAUUUAGGCGUGCUGGUGACACCCAGACAUUGAUGAAAAUAUGGAAGUUGAUGAACAGUGAGAAAGUUGAAGGGACUCGAGUGACAUUCAACAUUCUUCUUGAUGGAUUUGCCAAGCAAGGUCACUACAUUGAGGCAAGGGAUGUCGUAUCUGAAUUUGGAAAGAUAGGAUUGCAGCCAACCGUUAUGACAUAUAACAUGUUGAUGAAUGCAUAUGCACGGGGAGGACAACACUCAAAGUUGCCGCAACUGUUGAAUGAGAUGGCAGCUCUGAAUCUAAAACCUGAUUCUAUCACAUAUUCAACCAUGAUCUAUGCUUAUGUCCGUGUUCGUGAUUUCAGGAAGGCAUUUUUUUAUCACAAAAAGAUGGUAAAGAGUAGACAAGUUCCAGAUGCCAGAUCCUAUCAGAAGCUUAGGGCAAUUUUGGAUGUAAAAGCCGCAACAAAGAACAGGAAAGACAAGAGUGCUAUACUUGGUAUAAUUAAUAGCCAAAUGGGUUUGUUGAAAGCUAAGAAGAAGAGAAAGAAAGAUGAAUUCUGGAAGACCAAGAAAAGACAUGUAAGAACUCAUAACUCUGAUCAUGGUGGACAGUGAUGAGGCUAUCUAUGGAGCUCGGUGGUACUGCUUGUAAGAUCAGCCCAUUGGCCAUGUGUAUGGUUGAUCGAUCUUUCACAUUUUCGUCCAAUGGCUCCUCCAGAACUUCUUUCAUGUCAAGACCCUGCCUCAGUUGCUGCAAAAGAGGAGAAGCUUAGUCAGGCCAUCUUUUUAUUAUUAAAGCCUUCGCAGAGUAGUUCUCAUCCUUGAAUUGGAUUCCCUAAGAGCACGAUCUAGAGAGAGAGAGGGAGAGAGGGAGAGA